AUGUUCUGGAGCGGGCAGCACUUUGAGUUUUCAGACAUUCCUGACAUGACCGGCAAAGUCGCCAUCAUUACGGGCAGCAACACUGGGAUUGGCAAGGUGUGUGCGAUACAAAUGGCCAAAAAGAACUGUCAUAUUGUCGUGGCAUGUCGCAAUACCGAAAAGGGUCAAAAGGUGGUGGAUGAGAUCAAGGCGAUCACUGGCAAGGACGACAGUGCACGUUGUAUGAAGUUGGAUCUCUUGUCGCUUGCAGCUGUCAAAGAAUUUGCCGACGAAUUUACAGCAAAGUACGAUACACUGCAUUGUUUGAUGAACAACGCCGGUGUCAUGAAUUGUCCCUAUGGCCUAUCCAAAGAUGGUCUCGAGAUGCAAUUUGCAACCAAUCACGUGGCACACUAUUACUUGACCAUGCUUCUUUUACCAGUGCUCGAGAAAUCUGCUCCUAGUCGCAUUGUCAACGUGAGCUCCCAUGCACACUACAUGACUUGGGUGGCAGGCAUCAACUAUGAUACAUUGCAUGAUGAAAAAUGCUACAGCCGUUUCCUCCAUUAUGGUAAAUCAAAGGCUGCCAACAUUCUGUUUACUCGCGAGCUAGCCAAACGUCUCAAGGACAAAGGUGUUAAUAAUGUGUAUGUCAAUACAAAUCAUCCAGGCGCUGUGCAAACAGAACUCCAUCGUCAUGGCAACCUUAUUACGCGUGAUGCUGUCAGCCCCUUUUUUAUUACACCCGAGCUUGGUGCAUUGACACAGCUAUAUCUUGCAACCAGUCCCGAUGUGGAGACAAAGGAUAUCAAGGGUCAAUACUAUGUGCCGUAUGCUAAGCCAAGCACGCCCAACUACUAUUGUCGAUCCGACAAGAACGCCAAAGAACUCUGGGACUAUACUGAAAAGCUCUUGAAAGAAAAAGUACCUGGUUACCAAGGCUCCCAUCUAUAG
This is a messenger RNA of Lichtheimia ornata, 933 nucleotides long. RefSeq lists its product as uncharacterized. The record is from RefSeq and is a predicted model, not a curated record. Lineage: Eukaryota; Fungi; Mucoromycota; Mucoromycetes; Mucorales; Lichtheimiaceae. The coding region runs from base 1 to 933 and encodes 310 amino acids. The transcript is spliced from 7 exons.